This is a messenger RNA of Ostrea edulis (European flat oyster), 6104 nucleotides long. RefSeq lists its product as uncharacterized. Lineage: Eukaryota; Metazoa; Mollusca; Bivalvia; Ostreida; Ostreidae. The transcript has 5 exons. Gene Ontology annotation, biological process: intracellular signal transduction. The record is from RefSeq and is a predicted model, not a curated record. Bases 865 to 2112 code for a protein of 415 amino acids.
GAGGAUCGAGGGGUUAUAUAAUCAAAAGCUGAAAAUCAAUAUACCAAUUUCUGAGUUGGCCAUUUAGUCAACAUGCGAUUGUGAUGAUGCAAGUGAACUAUAGAUCUUAUUUCUGGUUGUCCCAAAGCUGCUGCCAGAGUGAUCUGUGUUACGAAGUGCAGUGCGGUGUGGGCUCACAAGUUGCCAGCUAUAAAUUCUCUGUCAGCCCAUGAAAAACCAUAGUAACAUAUCCACUAAUAUUUCCUUUCAAUGGUUUCAUGUUGCUCUUCACUUGAAGUUCCUGACUAAUUACUGUGCUCAACACAUUGCACUGUGUUUCCUCACAUAUGUAAGGGGGUAAUUCAAUCUCUGCAGUAUUGCCUUCCAUUUAACCAGUACUAGUGAAAAAAGUCAUUUUGAAUACUUUCCCAUCUGUCGUGAAUGUCAAAGCUUUGGUUUUUUUUUUAAUUAAUCAACUUUAGCUAUUGAUAACUCUAAUUAGAUUUAAUGGAACAGAAUUAUUUUCAAUUGCUAGCUUCCUUGAAACAAGUAUAAAACAUUUGUCACCAUGACCAUGCAGUUACAGGUUAACUUUUUGAAGUAUUUGCAUGAGCUUAAACAGUUUCAUGUUCAUUGUGAAAUAUUAUCAUGUAAAAGUAAUUAGGAUCGACUACCAGGCUAUACAGAAUUCAAGGUUCCAUGUGAUAAAAUGUGCUGAUACAGACAUUGCUGAUCAAAUAAACACCAAAGAUCUUGGAAAAAUCCUUCAAAGUUUAAUUCAAGAUGACAUGACUUUGAAAUCCUGUACAGAUUGUUUGAUAUCUUCUCCUGAUAUUUCAUUACCAGGGAUCUCCAAGCUGAAGGUUUCUGUGUUCUUGUUUGACCAUGGGUGCAGAAGAAAGUAAGGGAGGCAGCUGUGGGCUAAUGGGAGCCACUGCGGUAGAGUCCAACAUGAACAAGCAGGCCACCGCAGCAAGGCCCUGGUCACUCCUACAUAUGUGUUCACUAGACCAGUGGAAAAAUGGACACGCAGAGGCGGCAGGAUUCAGCGAAACAUCUAUGACGUGCGGCGGAGUUGUUUUCAAGGACUGCAGUCCUACGUUUUGUAUGAACAGACAGGGCAUCAUCAAUAUCAACAAAUCAAGCUCCGUUUUCAGCUUCCGCCGCAAAAACAAGUUCACAAAGAUGGCAGAACAUUUUGAAUACAAUCAUAUCCCCGCGCAGCUGUCGUCAAUUCAGAACUUUCACGUUAAAAGCGUUUUGUGUUACCAUGAACAAACUGUUAUUUUGCAUCUGGUGCGAAAUAUGAUGACGCAGUUUGGCAUUAUAAAUUUGAGUGAUAACAAAUUCCUUGGCGUAUUUGGGAAACAGACAGUCGAAUUUGUAAAUGAAGCAUUAAGAGGGCAGAUCAGUCCAGAUGGGAGCUAUUGCAUAUUAAAAAUUCCAAACAUCAGAAAUGACAACAUUAGCACUUAUGUGUACCAGAUGUAUGACACGAAAACACGAGAGUUGAUCCGAGAAGUAGUCCUUUCGUUUCACCACAGUCUGUUUGCUUUCGAUCCCCGGUUCAGUUCAUCGCGCAUUGCAGCGACCAGCUUUCAGAAAGGCGAGGACAACAGUCUCAGUUUGGUCCAAACAUCAAACUGGGAGGUUCUUGCCACUAACCCAAGACUGGAUGACACUAGAUGGACUCUUCAUCCUACACUGAAGGAUUUAUUUUAUUCGAAAGAUGGCAAUCUGAUUUUCGCAGUCAUGGUUACCGAUGGUUGCCAUUGCAGAGAAAGAAAAGCUCGACGAUAUCCUCCGAUUGACAUUAGUGUGUACAUAUUUAAUUCGGACAAUGCGCAGACUUUGCGAUGCGUACAAUAUAGUCGUUACACGUGCGGAACUCAUUCCUGUCCUGUCAACUACCUUCCAAUUUUCUCAAAUUGUGGAAGUCGCAUGGCUAUUGUCUUGAAUGAGGCCGAUUCUGUCAUAGAUCACUUGCAGAUUUACAAACUACCGACAAUGGGCUCCCUGCAAAACAGGUGUCGUGUCAGGAUUGCGCAAGUUUUCCCCCCGGACAUGAUACCAAAGUUGCCCCUACCAGCGAGACUUAUUCACUACUUGCAAUACCAUCCAGAAUAUGCAUGAAAUAAUCAAGGACCUAGCUGUAAACCUGUACACUGCAUGCCGAUUUUGUGUACUUUCUAAUCAAGGAAAUUCGGAAUUCUAAAAAAUGGUCAUCUAUUUUCCUGUGGUCGUUGUUAUCAGCUGAUGUUUGGAAUGGUCAAUUAUUUUUAUUUUUUUUUUUGUACGUGAAGACCUGUCAACUGUUUACUCUGUGAUAUGCACAUUUUUCGUUGUACACGUUCCAUAUAGCGAUAUUUAAUAUUAAGGGGAUUUUAAGAACAUGUUUCAGGAUAUCCCCCCCCCCCCCCCCCACCCCCCAUAUGAGUUUACUUACAUUUCUAGUCAGAUUGAAUUAUUCAUUUGUUACAGUAUAUGUCCACUCCGUGUGUUUUUUGAUAUCCCAUGUACUAGUGCUAGUCUGUUGGUGUUAAGUUUAUUAGUGCUGUAAGUCACUUUAAUAUAUUUCGCAAGAUUUAAUAUGUUCAGUUUGUAUUGUGAGAUUUAUCAGCGAAGCAUUUUUUCGCGAGUGUAAAAAAUAUAAUUCAUUAGAAUCUGCUUUUCGUGAUGGAUGACGAAGCGAAAAUAAUGUUCUCGCAUGCAAAUUAUUGUUUACAGUACAUAAUUUCUGUAUUGCUGGAAGUGCCCUGAUAAUGGUGCAUCUUUAGUGUAUGCAUUUCUGAUGAUCUACUAUUACUUGUUGUGAUACAACUAAGAUUUUAAGGUGAUAGCAUUUACAAUUUGUUCCUCACUGUCCUAGACAUUUUUUGGUAUUUUCAAGAUAUGUAAUCUUGAUGUAGAUUGGCGUGUGUACACUGGUAGCGGAGUGGAGGGGUUGUAGUGGUGUGUACGUGCGUGUUCGAUGUUGCGUUUAUAGAUAUGUCCAGUUGCUAGAUGCUCCGCUCUGCCAUGCUUUUGUUGUAUGUAGUAAUAAGUUGUUGAGAUGCUUUAAGAAGCAUAUUGUUAUAAUUAGAAGCAUGUUUUUGACGCUGUUUUACACCAUCGACCAAUUCAAUUUAUAUCCCCUGUGAAAUGACAAGAUUUUGCUUUAGUAGAUCAAACCAGGGACCAUCUUAUCAACCAAAUAUUCUGAUGACUUUCCAGUGAAUAUAAGAAGUUGUAGAUGCCUGUGCUAUAUUUUGGCGGGAAUCAACAGUCAAUAGGAUACAUCCUCUCAUUGUCUCAAUCCUGGACUUUCAAGAUUGCUUUGUGAUUUGGAUUCAUAGGAACUGUCAGUGCCGGUGUUUAUAUGUGUGAAUUCUGGAUCCGCCAAUAGUUGUGUUCAUUGUCUAAACGCUUUACUGUCAAGGUCCACCCCCACCACCAGCCAUCUUCACCACACCUAAAAUGAUGAUAUUCUGUGUUAGUGAUGUUAGCUGUGUCUCCGGCAGUCCAAAAUUAGUGAUAGUUUACAUGCUGGGAAAAUAAAUUCAUGAAAACAUUAGGCGAGGGAGGAGAGAGUGCAAGGUGGUUUUUCAAAACAGGACAUCUCCCCGAACAAUAUACUUGUUACUUCGUCAAUCAUCGCCUCCCCGUACACGAUACCUGUCACAUCGUCAGUCAUCACCUCCCCGUACAACAUACCUCUACUCUCGUGGUGGAUUCAUAUCAUCUGUCCUUGAUUAGAUGUAGAUAGCAACCACUGUAUUUUCAACUUACUCCUGGUUUCAUCCUACAACAUACGGGUGUUCUUAUCUAGUCGGACUAAUGCAAUCGUCAAAAUCAAAGGGUUUUCUAGUAUUAUUGAAUGACCAGGAUAUUGUGUUAGUAAAAUGAACGAUAAAAGAACACUGUAAACAUUGAAAUUUACGUCUGGUGCUAAUUACGCGAUAUUAUAUAUAUAUAUAUAUAUAUAUAUAUAUAAUAUCGCGUGGUACAUAUAUGUAUAUAAAUAAAAGUUUAUAUAUAAUAUAUAUAUAUAUAUAUAUAUAUGUUUUUUUGCAAGAACUAUGCUUUCGCAUUCUGGUUGUAAAGAACCCUUCAGGCGGAAAUUUUAAUCUUUACAGUGUAAUUAGAAUUCAUAUAAUGUAUAUGGUAUACGGAAAACUUUUGUUAAUCUUUAUUGUAAUUUUAACAUUACCUCUAUCCGAGUACUGUGUGCUUUAGUUGCUAAUAACUAUACUAACUUUUAGUUACAAUCUUGCUUUUUAAUUCCUUUUAUAGAGAUGAAGAAUGUAGUCUCAAACCCUAUGCCUGUAAGCAUUAUAACACCCACAUGUAUUCAAAUGUUUUACCCCAUUGUCAAACUUUUUGUAACAGUUUCAUGGGAUUUCCCCCUUUUUUUCAGAAACUUUGCAUAAACUCACAAGUAUUCAUAGUAGUUUUUAGCGAGACUAAAUUUAUUUCAUGAAAUAUCUAAUGUGUAUUCAGAAAUAUGCCGGAUCUGAGUAUCUUAGCCUUGACAAUUUAACAUUGUGGUUGUUAUCUAAACCUAAAUACUAAUACUUAUUUUUCUUUCACUCGGCAGUAUAUAAUGAUGAUAAAAACAAAAAGCAGCAGGCCUCGUCAUCGUCAUUAGCUAUACCUCAAACGGAAUGAUAUUUGAGAAUCAAGAGUAUAUUUUCUAAAACAUAGAGAAGGUAUUUUUGUAUAACGAAAAGAUCACAAGUAGUUGUUGAAAUUUUUUUGUGCAUGUUUGAUAGAUUGUACAGAAUCUGAUUACUGGGGGUAUUUUAUAAUAUACAAAAAAGUUUCGAAAGAAUCAUGCUGAAAUUUACGAAAAAAUAAGUCAUCAUAAUUUAAAGGAGAGGAUGGGGAUCGCAGAUGUUUGGUAAACUUGAAAUUCCUUGAGAUGAAAAUGUUCCGAAUCGUGAAAUUCUACUAGUAUAUGUUUCCCCCAAGGAAAUUAUUUUAUUUGCUAGUACUUCAAAUUAUACCACGUUUUACGGCAUCGUUCACCAAAAAAAGAAAAUGCCCUCAUUAUUAGCUGUAACAUUUGUUUCAAAAUUUGGUAAAACUAAUCCGAUAGCUCACGGAAUAUCACUUACAUUUUGGGCCCAAGUAAGCUCGCAGUAGAUUUUUCUACCUAUCCAGUCCAAGCUUAAAGUGAUCCUUGUUAUGAUAGUUUGAAAAGAAUUAAACAAUAUUUUGAUUUUCUUCUGUAUCUGUAAAUGCUGAUAUUAAAGAGGUGUUUAAAGACUCUUCAAACUGCAUAUCAAUGUAUUUACAUUUCAGAGUUUUGUCAUUGAUAUAUCUUCUAACUGUACAGGUAAUGAUAGACAUUUCCUCAUGAAUGCAUUGCAGUUGUAAACAUUGCGUGUAUGAAUACAGAUGAAAUAUAGUGUAUCGGUUUUAACGGUUGGGAAUUCCGACAGAAAUUAAAGUAUUGUAUAAGAAACCAAUUCCAGUUUUGAAAAUACCUUGUACACGAUGGAUUCUCGACGGCAUUUUAUGAAGGGCCUCUUUGAGGUAUACCGACCUGAAACGUCACGGUUCAUACCUUCAUGUAUUUUCAAUCUUAAAUUAAGUUUGUCAAAUGUCAAUCUAUUUAGAACACGUUCUAGUGAACCUUUGCCCCUUCCUUUCUAAUUUUGUAAGCAGUAGAUUAAAAUCAAAUAUUCAAUUUACGUCUGUUGCAUUGUUUUCUGCAUUAUUGCAUUAAUUCUCCUGGAGCUAUAUGCGACGCGGGAGUUAUCGCCCGUACAUUAGUUUCAUGUAUAUUACGAAUUAUUGGUAAAAUUUUGACACAUCUUUUUUUUUAAUCUGGGAUAAUUAACAUAUCUCUGUUAUGAUAUGCCCACAGUCUGUAAGAGCUGUUUUUCCACAAAUGUCACAAAGACUUGCAUAUUCUACAUUCGAAAUAUUUUGUAUUUCUUUAAAUUUGCCAGGAUGAUUUUUUGUUGUUGAGAUAGGCACACUCUACUUGUGUUAGAUGAUUAUGAUUUGCAGAUUUUGUUUGAUUGUUUCAUGCAAUUUUCUACCGUGUGUUUGGUCGUAACUUGCCGAUGUCGUUAAGCAAUGGCCUUUGUUUUCUUGUUGCUUGUUAAUCUCAAUAAAGGAGAUGAUUGUAAACUCAA